This is a messenger RNA of Aureobasidium namibiae CBS 147.97, 1644 nucleotides long. RefSeq names its product MFS general substrate transporter. Gene Ontology annotation, molecular function: transmembrane transporter activity. The transcript is spliced from 5 exons. Gene Ontology annotation, biological process: transmembrane transport. Lineage: Eukaryota; Fungi; Ascomycota; Dothideomycetes; Dothideales; Saccotheciaceae. Bases 1 to 1644 code for a protein of 547 amino acids. The record is from RefSeq and is a predicted model, not a curated record.
AUGUCCGAGAAGCCCAAACCUGUUUCAUGGAAAAGUCUACCUCGAAAGGAUCAACUGUUCAUUCUCACACUAGCCCGUCUGUCUGAACCACUGACACAGACCUCGCUACAAGCCUAUAUGUUCUAUCAACUCCGCUCUUUCUCUCCCUCUGCUCCGGACAGCACUAUAUCAUACCAGGCCGGUAUGCUUCAAGCUGCUUUUACUGGAGCCCAGUUCUGCACGGCCGUCUUCUGGGGUAGGAUGGCCGAUUGGGAGCACAUGGGUCGGAAAAGAGUUAUCCUGAUUGGACUUUUGGGCACUGCUAUCGGAGCUUUGGGCUUUGGCUUUAGCAGUAGCUUUGCCGUGGCAUUGCUAUGGAGAUUUGUUGGUGGAGCGCUCAACGGCAACAUCGGUGUGAUGAGGACGAUGAUCUCCGAGAUCAUUCGCGAUAAGAAAUAUCAAUCGAGAGCCUUUCUCCUGCUCCCUAUGACCUUCAACAUUGGUGUUAUUAUAGGGCCGAUACUCGGUGGGCUGCUCGCUGACCCAGCGGGAAAUUACCCUGCUUCGUUCGGCUCGGUUGCAUGGUUGAAACAGUGGCCCUAUGCACUUCCGAACCUCGUCAGUGCUGUGUUUCUCUUCCUCUCAUCAACGGUCGUCCUGCUGGGUCUUGAAGAGUCGCAUGAGCUGUUGAGGGACAAGCCAGACCUGGGCCUUCGCAUUGGACGAUGGAUCGCACGGGCAAUAUUCAGACUUAACUUCGAGCAGCACUACGAAGCCAUAUCUACUGUCGAGAUCGAUCCUUCGACAAUGGAAAUGCAGUCGCCGACCGACGAGCCACCCACGCCCAGACUUCCGAGGAUAAGAAGAAAACUACCCUUUUCACGCAUCUGUACGCCCAAUGUGCUUUUCACUUUCACCGCUCACUUCUUACUAGCUGGCCAUGUAGGGACCUUCAACAGUCUCUGGUUUGUCUACUUGUCGACACCAAGAUAUGUCCCACAUGGCCAGACGAAUGAUGGCACCAACCCAAAUGCGAGUCUAGGGGUACCGUUGAACUACAAGCCUCAUCCGCCAUUCAGCUGGACAGGCGGUCUUGCUCUCCCGCCUGCGAGAAUCGGCUCUGCGCUUGCAAUCUUGGGUGUCGUCGGUAUAUCGUUGCAGCUGCUACUCUAUCCAAAACUGUCUUUCCGCCUGGGCACAGUAAAAUCAUAUCGGUUGUCGCUCUGCCUGUUUCCCUUGGCAUACUUCUUGGUGCCUUUUCUCUCCCUCGUACCGACAACUUCGACUUCACCUGCAGCAGCUUCUGGGCCAUUGCUAUGGAUUUCGAUCGUCAUCGUGCUUUGCAUACAAGUAACAGCACGAACAUUUGCAUUGCCUGCCACGGCAAUCCUAGUCAACAACGCCUGUCCGCAUCCAUCUGUCUUGGGUACUGUUCACGGUCUAGGUCAGAGCGCAAGUUCUGCUGCUCGUACCAUUGGUCCCUUGGUGCUGAGUUACAUCUACGGUGUUGGACUUCGGCGCGGUGUGGUAGGGCUGUCGUGGUGGUGUAUGGCGUGUUUCGCAGCAGUGGGUGCUGUAGCAGGACUUUUCGUAAAAGAUGGAGAUGGUCAUGAGAUAUGGUUGGAAGGAGAGAAGGAGGAAGAAGAACAAAAUGCUGUUUCAUGA